AUGAUCUUCGGAGUGGUCGUCCGUUAUCCGCCAUCAUUCAACAAAAACAUUGAUGUAGCUGAAGAUCUGGUGAAUGAUGAUCCACAUAUUAUUAUUGAUUAUGUUGCUGCCAUCUUAGAUACAGUUAUUACAUCACUUAUUGCGGUGGAUACUCGAAGAUAUUAUACGUCUAGCAAAUAUUGUUCUCCAUUUUAUUAUGUUCAAGCAGAAAAAAUCAAAGUUAUGGCUUAUCCACCAUAUUCACCUAAUCUUGCACCUUUGGAUUUUUGGUUGUCCAAUUAUCUGAAACGUGACCCUGCUACAUGCUCAGAUGGAACAAGUUUAGCCAAAAUCUUAUCCAAGGAGCUCAAUUCACUACCUAUUCAUGAAUACCCAAAGACCUUUUAG
This is a messenger RNA of Adineta steineri, 387 nucleotides long. The record is from the annotation of a GenBank genome assembly. NCBI's taxonomy places the organism in Eukaryota, Metazoa, Rotifera, Eurotatoria, Adinetida, Adinetidae.